Lactuca saligna is the source of this 717-nucleotide messenger RNA. Lineage: Eukaryota; Viridiplantae; Streptophyta; Magnoliopsida; Asterales; Asteraceae. The record is from the annotation of a GenBank genome assembly.
AUGCAUGCCGUCACAAGAACGGAGGAAGUUGAAUACGUUAAACAUAUUCUGCAUACCCUCGUUCAGUGGCCGAGAUAUGCAAUAAAGCUUGUGAACAAGACACCUAGCAAGUCAAAUAGUGGCACGGGAAUGAGUUCGAAUCGCGGCUCACCACGGAUACAAGUUGAUGACAUCACGACGACUUCAGUUUAUCGUCCACAAUUUGAAGAAAAGCACAUCGCCUAUCAACACGAAAUUAUUGAGCAUUUUCAAUGUGAUUUAGUUGAUAUGAUGUUAUCUAUGAAUCCACCACAUCUUGAUUUAAAUGCAAUCGGACCCGGACCCGAACUCGAACUCGAACCCGGACCCGGACCCGGACCCGAACCCGAACCCGAACCCGAAUCCGAAUCCGAACCCGAAUCCGAACCCGAAUUUGAAUCCGAUAUCGGUUCUGAAUCCGAAUCCGAAUCCGAAACCGAACCCGAACCUGAAUUCCAUACACAUGAUGAUCUUGAAUUGUGUACAUCCUUGAGCAAAUUAGAACAACAAAGUCCUCAAAUUCAAUGUGUUGGUUUUCAAGUAGCAGAGUUUUUUGGGAAUGCAAAUGUCGUUAAUAUUUUUUCAACCAAAGGGAUGUAUCGCCGUAGGGUUCAAGUUAGCAUCCAAUAUAUCGAGGUGUUACAACUACUUUUAAGAGGUUGGCUUGAUUUUAGCGUUAUUCAUUGGUUUGCGAUGUAA